Molecule: messenger RNA, 3386 nt
Organism: Micromonas pusilla CCMP1545
Lineage: Eukaryota; Viridiplantae; Chlorophyta; Mamiellophyceae; Mamiellales; Mamiellaceae
Exons: 3
Coding region: 1-3312 (1103 amino acids)
Biological process (GO): cilium assembly
Cellular component (GO): centriole; axonemal microtubule; centrosome
Source: RefSeq, a predicted model, not a curated record
AUGGUGGACUACGACGACGUGUACGACGACGACGACUUCGAGGACGACCACGACGGCGUCGACGUCGAGGACGACGCGGACGUCGGCGACGCGCCGGUCCCGAGCCCGUCCCCGUCCGCCGCGCCCUCCUCCGCCGCGGACGCGAAUGCGAGAUCGUCGGCGUCGUCGCGCGUCGUCGCCGCCGCGCCCGCGCCGGCGGUGACGGUCUCCGACGAGCUCGAGCUCACGGCGUCGCCGAUCCCGUCGGACUCCCCGGGCGGCGGCGGCCCGACGCCAUCGCCCGCGCCGCGGCUCACCCCCGCGCGCGGCGGCGCGGCGAGAUCGCCGCUCGCGUCGCAGCUCCGCGCGGGAGGCCCGCCCGGGGCGUCGCCGAAGCCCGCGGCGCCGUCGCCGUCGCCCGCGCCGUCGUCCGCGCCGCCGUCGUCGUCGUCCUCCGUCCUCGCGGGCGGCGGAAAGACCAAGACCGGGCCGUCGCCGCUCACGGGGAAGCCGCGGGUGAACGUCAGCAUCGACCUGAACACCGACUCGGACGACGACGACGACGACGUCCCGGUCGCCGCCGCCGCGACGACGACGACGACGACGACGACGACGACGACGGCGACGACGUCCGCCGCGUCGAGGCCGCCGACCGCACGCCGACCGCUGCCGACGCCGUCGCCGGACGCGAAAGCGAAGCUGGACGCGCUGCGACGUCGCAACCGCGGCGGGAACGGGAACGCAGCCGCCGCCGCCGCCGCCGCGGAUGAGAAGCCAGAGGUCGUCGCGAGACGGACGAACCCCUCGCCUUCGCCGCCGCCGACGACGACGAGGUCGUCGACGGAGAAAAAGCCGUCGCCGGUCGUCGCCGCCGCGCGCGACGCGCUCGCGGCGGAGAGCUACGACGGCCCGAUCGGCGUCCGACUCAGCAGCGCCUUCGAGUCGACGCUCGCGACGCAGAACGCGUCGCCCUACGCGGACGCCGCAGACGCGCACGACGAGAUCCCGACGAUCGAGGCCGCGGUCGCCGAGCAGCUCGAACACCGGCUCGCGCGUCAGACGCGUCGGCUCGCGGAUCUCGUUCGGCGGCAGCAGGCGCGUUCUCCUUACACUGCCGCCGCCGCGAAGGACCGCGCGGACGCUCGCGCGCGCGAAGAGACGUUGCUCGUCGCGCUCGAGCAGGCGGAGGCGGCGCUCGCGGACGAGCGCGCGGCGAAGGAGGUCGCGCGCGCCGCGCUCGCGGACGAGAGGGCGCGCAACUCGAGCUACGGGCGACUCGCGAGCGGCGCGACGGACGUCCGAUGCGUCUCAGUGGAGGACGCGGAGGCGCUCCGCAAAGAGAUCGUCGCGCAAGACGCGCUGAUGCGAGGGUACCAGAAGGAGAACGAGCGCACGGUGACCGCGCUCGCGAGCGCGAAGCGCGCGGCGGCGGCGACCGAGAGAGCUCUCGUCGCGGACGUGAACAGGCUCAACGGCGAGCUCGCGCGAAUGAAGCUCGACGCGGAGAAGCGGGAGAACGGCGGCGAGAGGCACCUCGAGCGGACGCUACGCGCGGAGUCGGCGCUCGCGACGGCGAAGCGCGAGCACGAGGAGCUCGCGCUGGAGCUGAGGCAGGAGAGGGACGCCGCGAGGGCGGCGUGUCGCGCGUUGGAGGCGAAGCUCGCGGGCGUCGACCUGUCGAAGAUCACGCCGGGGGGCGCGGACGAUUACGAGACGUUCGAGAACAAGCUGAACGAGAUCAACGCGCAGCACGCGAAGGAGACGAGCGAACUCCGACGGAAAAUCGCGUGGUUCACGGAGAACCAAGAGCUCGUGAGCGAGAGGGACGGGCAGCUGCGAAGGCAAGCCGCGCGGAUCGAGGAUCUGGACAAGAAGCUGGCGAAGGCGCAGCGGGAUUUAGCCAAGGCGAUUCCCGCGGCGGGCGCGCCGCGCGAACCCGUCGGGAACGGCGGCGGGAACGGCAACACCCCCGGUGCUGGUGGCGGAAAAAAGAAAAACGCACGAUGGGUAGGCGUCGGCGAAGGUAAAUCGGCGCCGACGACGACGAGCGAGGACCACCGCGACCAGACGAGCUCGAACCUGUACGGCAUCCUGCACCCCGACGACGGCGCCGGCGCCGUCGACGCCUCGGCGGCGUUCGACGCCGGCUUGGCGAAGAAACCCAACAGCGUCGCCGCGAUGAUCCGCGCGGUGCGACCGAACCACGAGCACGCGGAGAAGAUCAUCGCGCUGGAGGCGAAGGUCCGGAGGCUCCAGGACGAGCUGGACGCCGUGGACGGCGAGCACGAGCGGUCGCUGCGGGCGUUGCAGCAGCAGCACUUGCGCUUAAAAAACGCGAUGGAAAAGAGAGUGAAGGACGCGGAGCGCGGCGCCGUCGGCGGCGCCGCGGGCGCGGGCAAGAUUGGCUCCACCGCGGAGAAGAAGUUCAGCGCGCCGAGCGCGAGGCAGCUCCAGAUGAAAGUGCACGAGCUCGCGGGCGAGUGCGAGUCGCUUCGGGAGAAGGCGCGGCGCGCGGAGAGAGAGGUUGUGAAGCUUCGAAGCGCGCAGGAGAAGCUGAAGCGACACGCCGCCGACGCGACGCGGCGGAGCGUCGACGCCGCGAAGGCGUCCGAGUCCGUCGCGGUUGAGCCGGCGUCGAAGCGCGGCAAACUCGCGCCGGCGGUCGCGCCCUCGAGCCCGGGGAAGCGGAAGUCCCCGAGUCGGGACCCUGAGUCGGCACCCCCGAGCGGGCACCCGGCGACGACGCCGUUCGACCCGACGAACCCGACGGCGGGUUUACCCGCCGUCGUGCGACGCGUCGGAGCGUCGUGGGACGACGUCGACGUCGACCAACGCGCGUCCGCGCCGCGGUCGGCGUCGCCGGUGAAGCCGAAGUCGUCGCCGGUGAAGUCGAAGUCGCCGGAGUCGCUGCCGCGGUGGGAUUCGUCCCCGGGGCCGAAGCCGAAGCCGAGGCGGCGGCCGGCGACGGCGGCGGCGCCGGCGCCGGCGGCGCCGAACGGUCCGCGCGCGCGCCGGUCUCUGGACGUCGCGAUGGGGAAAGAAAACGACACCGCCGCCGCCGCGUCGUUCGUCCCCGCGGAGUUCGCGGCGCGACUCCAACGGCUGGAACAAAAGGCUGUCGCGCGAGAGGCGUACUGGAAGGGCGUCGUCAACGAGGUGCAAAAGGCGCACGCGGCGGACGCCGCGACGCUGCGGAAACAGUGCCAACGCGCGAUCGACGCGAAGAACGUGCAGAUACGGCAGUUCCGCGAGCAGCUCAGCGCGCUGAUGCAAGCGAUGCACGAGCAGGCGCUGAGGAAGAGCAUCGAGGGUGGCGUGAAGAGCGCGGCGUAGAAUUGAGAGCGCGCGCGCGGUCGAGUGUCCAUAAGGUUACCGUAUGAUAUCAGAGUCGAGAAGAAGACUUUCUC